CGGCAAUCUUCCCCAGGGCUCGAGGGUUCACUGCAUCGCAGAUAGACGAGUAGAUGCGCGCCUUCAGGAACCAUGGCGGUCUGCGCAGGGCAGAUCAUGCGCUCACGACAAUAGUAAGGCGCUUGCCCCGGCGUGCAGCAGUCACCGCCUCCCUGCCGUUGUCUUAUCCCUCCCGCAACUUGCUACAUACUCGGGCAGGCCCCACGGCCAUUUGCUACCCCACCAACACUCGCAUCACAAACACAACCCCGCGACGGACCACCCAGCCCACUCGCCUCACUCCACUCACCUCCGUCAGACACUGCUCCCACCGCCGCAACAUGUGCAGACACGCUGGCGCAGACGCUCACUCCCAUGUGGACGUCACCAAGUCCCGCGAGGUGCUGCCCGCCAAUGUCAAGCCGCUCCACUACGACCUGACCCUGGAGCCCGACUUCGAAAAGUUCACAUACUGGGGCUCCGUGACCAUAGAUCUAGACGUUGCCGAAGACAGCACUUCGAUCUCGGUCAACACCAACGAGCUAAAGAUCCACUCGACGAAGAUCACCGCCGGAGACGAGGUCGUCUCCAGCAAUCCGAAGCUCACACACGAUGAGGAGAAGCAGAGGACGCAGGUUCACUUCGACCAGACACUGCCUGGUGGCAGCAAGGCGAAGCUCACCAUGACCUUCACUGGUACACUCAACGACGACAUGGCAGGUUUCUACCGCUCGUCUUCAAAGGCAGCAGAUGGUUCAGACACAUGGCUGGCUACAACACAGAUGGAGCCCACCGAUGCGAGGCGGGCCUUCCCCUGCUUCGACGAGCCGGCACUGAAGGCCAAGUUUACAGUUACACUGGUUGCAGAUGACAAGAUGACUUGCCUGAGCAACAUGGACGUAGCGUCAGAGAAGCAGGUCGACUCGAAGAUCAUCAGCGGAAGGAGGAAGGCUGUCACAUUCCACCCUACGCCGCUCAUGUCCACAUACCUCCUGGCGUUCAUCGUUGGAGAGCUGAACUAUAUCGAGACCAACGAAUUCCGUCUUCCCAUCAGGGUCUACGCCCCCAAGGGAAAUGACAUCGAGCACGGCAGAUUCUCGCUAGAUCUCGCUGCAAAGACGCUGAAGUUCUACGAGGAGACUUUCGACAGCGAGUUUCCUCUCCCCAAGAUGGACAUGGUUGCCAUUCCUGACUUCAGUGCUGGUGCCAUGGAGAAUUGGGGCUUGAUUACGUACCGCGUGGUCGACGUGCUCAUUGACGAGAAGAAUGCUAGUGCUACUACUAAGCAGCGAGUUGCUGAGACUGUACAGCACGAGCUUGCUCACCAGUGGUUCGGCAACCUCGUCACCAUGGACUUCUGGGAGGGUCUGUGGCUCAACGAGGGUUUCGCAACUUGGAUGUCCUGGUACUCGUGCAACGUAUUUUACCCUGACUGGAAGGUUUGGGAGGGCUACGUUACAGACACUCUUGCUGGCGCGCUCUCCCUCGACGCGCUGCGCAGCAGUCACCCUAUUGAGGUGCCGAUCAAGAGGGCGGACGAGAUCAACCAGAUUUUCGACGCAAUUUCGUACUCGAAGGGUUCCAGUAUUAUUCGCAUGAUUUCGAAGUAUCUCGGCGAGGAUGUCUUCAUGGAGGGUAUUCGCAGAUAUCUGAAGAAGCACGCUUACGGCAACACUCAGACCGGUGACCUCUGGGCCGCUCUCUCAGAUGCCAGUGGUAAGGACGUCGAGAAGGUCAUGGACAUCUGGACCAAGAAAGUCGGCUUCCCUGUGGUCAGCGUUACUGAAAACGCCGAUUCCAUCCACCUGAAGCAGAAUCGUUACCUUCGCACAGGUGACGUCAAGCCUGAGGAGGACGAGACCCUGUACCCUAUCUUCCUUGCCCUGCGAACAAAGGAAGGUGUCAACGAAGAUGUCACACUGUUCGAGCGCGAGACGAACCUCAAGCUCAAGGACACUGACUUCUUCAAGCUCAAUGCUGAUCACUCCGGAUUCUAUCGUACUUCGUACACCCCCGAGCGAUUGGAGAAGCUGGGCGUUGCUGCUAAGCAGGGACUCCUCUCAGUCGAAGACCGCGCUGGUAUGAUCGCCGAUGCAGGUUCUCUUGCUGCCUCUGGCUACCAGAAGACAUCCGGCAUCUUGUCUCUGCUUGACAGCUUCAAGCAGGAGCCUGAGUUCGUUGUCUGGUCUGAGAUCAUCACUCGGAUUGCUACACUGCGUGGCGCAUGGAUGUUCGAGGACCAGGAGGUCAAGGACGCUCUCAAAGCAUUUCAACGCGACCUGUGCAGCACCAAGGCACACGAGUUGGGCUGGACCUUCACCGAGAAUGACGGUCACAUUGAGCAGCAGUUCAAGGCGAUGAUGUUCGGAGCAACAGGUACGGGUGACGAAGUCGUCGAGAAGGCAGCUUUCGACAUGUUCGAGAAGUUCAAGGCCGGCGACAAGAAGGCUCUUCACCCUAACCUACGAGGCAGCGUCUACGCCAUUGUCUUGGAUAAGGGUGGCAAGGCGGAGUACGACAUCGUCGAGAACGAGGCUAUCAACGCCGAGACGAGCACCGAGCGCAACACCGCGCUGCGUGCCCUUGGUCGCGCCAAGUCCCCUGAACUAAUCCAGCGCACACUUGCUCUCUGCAUGAGCAAGGACGUCAAGACUCAGGACAUCUACCUGCCGUUGUCUGGUCUUCGUGGUCAUGCCGAGGGAUGUAAUGCCCUCUGGAAGUUUACCAAGGAUAACUGGGAUGAGCUUGUCAGGAGGCUGCCCAUCAGUCUGCCACUGCUGAGCUCCGUCGUCGCCAUGGCCACAUCAAGCUUCACACACCGCGACCACAUCGAUGACAUCAAGGCCUUCUUCAAGGACAAGGAGACCAAGGGCUUCGAUAUGUCGCUUUCCCAGGCUCUCGACAGUGUUAGCGCAAAGGCUGCUUGGUUGGAGCGUGACUCUGAAGAUGUCAAGGCCUGGCUCAAGGAGCACAAGUACUUGUAAGUGCCGGAGUACAGCAGCUGCUACCUAUGAACUUAGUGCCUUAUACAAAGUUGCACUGACGUACGCAAUUGUAUAAUACCAAUAUCAUAAUAGACACAUCACUCACAUGCAUUC
Molecule: messenger RNA, 3077 nt
Organism: Didymella exigua CBS 183.55
Lineage: Eukaryota; Fungi; Ascomycota; Dothideomycetes; Pleosporales; Didymellaceae
Product: aminopeptidase 2 mitochondrial precursor
Exons: 2
Coding region: 54-2963 (969 amino acids)
Biological process (GO): peptide catabolic process; proteolysis
Cellular component (GO): cytoplasm
Molecular function (GO): peptide binding; zinc ion binding; metalloaminopeptidase activity
Source: RefSeq, a predicted model, not a curated record